Molecule: messenger RNA, 834 nt
Organism: Coprinopsis cinerea okayama7#130
Lineage: Eukaryota; Fungi; Basidiomycota; Agaricomycetes; Agaricales; Psathyrellaceae
Exons: 1
Coding region: 1-834 (277 amino acids)
Source: RefSeq, a predicted model, not a curated record
AUGAAGGACGACAUUAUCGAUUCGCUGAGGGCCCGCCUGAGGGAGUACGAACAGAGGAAUAAGGAGCUGCAGGACACCAUCCAGCAGCUGCGCGAAGAGCUGGCCUCGCUUUCCGUGCAGCAAGAUAUCUGUCGUGCAGGAGGCGGAGGUCGACGACACGCAUUUGCGGGAUCAGGUUUAGCGGCAUUCAACAGCUCUGGAAGCUCCAUCUCCCCUCGCUCUUCGCCGCUGCCUUAUCCCGGUGGGCGAAACCUCUCUUCGAGUAUAUCCGUUUCUUCGUCUUCAACCGGAGGUUCGAGCACCGAUUCUAUCGAGCGGGAAGCCAUAUCCCUCCUCCAGAUGCUCAACAAGAACAUCGUCUCCACCGCUACCAAGCUCAGCAAGACCAUCGAAUACAACGACCACUUCAUGACUAUCCCUGACCGCCGCAACGUCGACAGCCUCCACCAAUCCUUGAUCAAGGCAACAUGGAUGGUCGGAGAGAAGAUUGCCAGCGAGCUUGGAGGGAGGCCGUCGCCCAAGGAUGCAAUGACAGAUGACUGUGAGCCACCGAGGUUGUUGGCGCAGAUGGUGUUCGAGAUUGUGAUUGCGAAAUGGUGUGCAUUUGUACUGGGAUGGGAAGAUCCCGGUAUGGCCAGUCUGGGUGAGCUCCAAGUUGUUGCCAGAAUCCACUGCGGCAGUAGUUUGACGUUAAGGGCAGGACCUGAGGCAUACCAAUGGUACCGCGCAAUUUAUGAUCUCCGUUUCGCCCCUACCAAUAGCCAACAAUGGGGGGCGUCGGCCAUGGCAUGUCUCCGAGAUGUCGCCAAUAUCUCAGGCUGGACAUUUAAGUAG